UCAGGGGUUCUGCAUCCUCCUAGAGUAGAAAGAAAACUCCUCCUACAAGCUUUAGCUAGUGCUGGCUGGACACUGAUAGACGUCACAAGACUACUAUAUACUGCUGAUGGGAAAAGGUAUUUAGCAGUUUAUAUUUACUAAAAUAAUCACAUUACCAUUAUCUGUGUACUAUGGGAGACCAGAUAUAGUGAAUGAAGAGUCCUGGGUUUAAUAACACUUUAACUUGGUGGGAGGAGUGGAGGAGGUCAGUUGUUAGGUGAGGGUGGGGUAGGCUUCCCUGAAGAGGUGGG
Staurois parvus is the source of this 290-nucleotide messenger RNA. Lineage: Eukaryota; Metazoa; Chordata; Amphibia; Anura; Ranidae. The record is from the annotation of a GenBank genome assembly.